AUGGCACCUCCCAACCCCACUGGCUUUGACAUGAAAGCCUUCACCAACGCCGCGACAAGCAGAGAAUGGAGAGCAAAAGAUCCAUGGGUGCGAAAUGAAGCAUGGAGAUACAGUGGCCCAUUCACGAGAUUCAACCGGUUCAAAGGAUCGUUCCCUGGCUUAGGCAUUGCUACAGUAGCUUUUGCUGGUUAUGUCAUUGCUGAACAGCUAUUUUUCAAGGAUACACACGCCCAUGGUGAUGGUCACGGCCACGGUGAUGGUCAUUAA
Molecule: messenger RNA, 267 nt
Organism: Exophiala bonariae
Lineage: Eukaryota; Fungi; Ascomycota; Eurotiomycetes; Chaetothyriales; Herpotrichiellaceae
Exons: 2
Coding region: 1-267 (88 amino acids)
Biological process (GO): electron transport chain; mitochondrial respiratory chain complex I assembly
Cellular component (GO): mitochondrion
Source: RefSeq, a predicted model, not a curated record